UCUCCUGUCCGUCUCACUGUGAGCCCCCCUUUCUCUCCCCUCUCACUGCCUGAGUAUUUUUUCUCUUUUCUUGUGCUGAGUAACAUGGUGUAUUUUUCUAGCAGCUUUCCCUGAAAGUGAGGGUCUGUAUUUCUGGAAGGGACUAUUUGCCCAUUAUUUCUCAUAUUUUCGUGGCUUUAGAUGGCCAUAGUACUGUUAGGUCACUUAUUGACUUUAGGAAUUUGUUUUUAUGGUCACCUGCAGCUCUGAACCUGAGAGGAAUUCAGUGUUACCUGUUGUAAGACCUGCUUGCUCAGAUCCCAUGGUGGGGGGGGCACUCUUCCGUUGGGGACAGACAUUUGUCAGUGACGUGGGAGAUGCUGCAGCGCCGGGGCUUGUCAGGAUCUGCCCUCACUUCCCACCACUCCCUCUGCUGGCACCGCCCUGAGCCGCCCCUGCUGCUCCUGUAGUUGGGUCACAUCUGCCCAUGUGCUGUGACCCUGUCACUUAGUCUGUUUUGUUUUUGUUUGUGUAGAUAUCAUGGUUUGGUCUUUUACCGUUCUGUUAGGUCUUUUUUGUUUUCAUCGGGAGUUUUGGGGAGAUUAAAAAACAAUCCUGCAACCCUGACCUCAUCCUGCUCUCAGGGUUUUAACAACAAAAGGUAAGACUCAGUGAGAGAGGUGAAGUGAAUUGUUCACAGACAUCUAAAUGGCAAGAGGAGAAGAAAUGCUGUUUCAUUCAAAAUCUCAUACGGACGCAUACCUACUUAAAACUGUGAGUUGUUACUCCUUAGCAUUUAGCAUCAUGUUCUCAUUUAAGAAGCUGCCCAGAAAUUGUUUAAAAAUUGAGUGGAUCUCAGGUGUGGUCAUUGCACUUUCAGGGGUCCUGGGGGCCCCUGCAGAAUCUGUGGGUGGAACUGUCUCCACUGUGCCAGGUUCCUCAUGCGCAUUUCUUCCCACAGCAGCAGCACUGAGCACGGUUUGCGGAACACCCAGCCCAGCCUCCAUUUAAGUGUGAUUCACCGGCCUAAGAGACCGAGGUUGAGGCCCAGAGGAAACAUGCUCACUAGAGUGAGUUUGCUCUUGAGUCCACAGGUCCCACCUCUCCAGGAACAAGACCGUUCGUGUGAUAGGAUCAGAGAGCUCCAAGUGCAGGAGUCCGUGCUUGGCCAAGGGACCCCUGACCAUAGACCUCUCCCUGGAGCAACCCAGCAGAGGCAGAAGAGUCACUGGACAGAACAAGUCCUCGAGUGGCUGUUUAUUUCCCAGGAGCAGCUGAAAAUCACCAAGUCCUGGGGACCAUUGUCAUUCAUGGAUGUGUUUGUGGAUUUUACCUUGGAGGAGUGGCGGCUGCUGGACCCAGCUCAGAAGCACCUGUACAGGAGUGUGAUGUUGGAGAACUACAGCAACCUGGUGUCCCUGGGGUAUCAACACACCAAACCCAACAUUAUCUUUGAGUUGGAACGAGGAGAAGAGCUGUGGGUGGUGCAUGCCCGAAUCCCAAGGCAGGGCCAUCCAGAUAAAGUCUGGGAAAUUGAUGAUCACAUCAAAUGGCAUCAGGAAAACCAAGGCAAUCUGGGAAGUAUAGCAAAAAGCUGUGAAUGCACUGCAUUUGGAAAACUAUGUUUUCUCGGUACAAAUUAUGUUUGCUCAAGGCAGAAACCUCAUACACGUGGCAUACAUGGAAAGAGUUUGAAAUAUGAUACAGAUUUCACUAGUAAUUAUGCUGGGAAGAAUCCUAAUACAUUUCAUGUACAUCGGGAGUCAUUCCUCCAUUCUAAACAUGAGCAAACUGUUAUUGGAAUAAAAUACUGUGAAAGUAAUGAAUCUGAAAAAGCUGUCAAUAAGAAGUCACAACUUAUGUGCCAAACAACAUAUAUGAGGGAAAAACCCUUUGAAUGUAGUUACUGUGAGAAAGCCUUCAACAGUGAGUCAUACUUUAUAGUGCAUCAGCAAACUCAUGCAGAAAAGAAACCUUAUGAAUGCAAUGAAUGUGGGAAAACAUUCAGUUUCAAUUCACAGCUUGUCAUACAUGAGAGAAUUCACACAGGUAAAAAUCCCUGUCAAUGCUGUGAAUGUGGGAACCUCUUCAGUAGGAAAGACCAGCUUGUUUCACACCAGAGAAUUCAUUCAGGACAUAAACCCUAUAGUUGUAAUGAAUGUGGCAAAGCUUUUGGUUUGAAAUCGCAGCUCACUAUACAUGAAAGAAUUCAUACAGGAGAGAAACCAUAUGAAUGCAGUGAAUGUCAGAAAGCCUUUAAUACAAAGUCAAACCUUAUGGUACACCAGAGAACCCACACAGGGGAAAAACCCUAUGGUUGCAGUGAAUGUGGCAAAGCCUUUACGUUCAAAUCGCAACUUACUGUACAUCAGGGCACCCACACAGGAGUAAAGCCCUAUGGGUGCGUUCAGUGUGGGAAGGCAUUCAGUUUGAAGUCACAGCUCGUUGUACAUCAGAGAAGUCACACAGGAAUGAAACCUUAUGUUUGCAAUGAGUGUGACAAAGCCUUCCGAAGCAAGUCAUACCUGAUUAUACAUAUGAGGACACACACCGGAGAGAAACUCCACGAAUGCAGUGAUUGUGGGAAGGCCUUCAGUUUUAAUUCACAACUCAUUAUACAUCAGAGGAUUCACACAGGAGAGAGCCCAUAUAAAUGCCACGAAUGUGGGAAAACCUUCAGUCGGAAAUACCAGCUCAUUUCACACCAGAGAACUCAUGCAGGAGAGAAGCCCUAUGAGUGCAGUGACUGUGGAAAAGGUUUUGGUUUAAAGUCACAGCUUAUUACACACCAGAGAACGCACACAGGAGAGAAACCCUUUGAAUGUAGUGACUGUCAGAAAGCCUUUAAUACAAAGUCAAACCUUAUUGUACAUCAGAGAACGCACACAGGAGAGAAACCCUAUGGUUGCAGUGAGUGUGGAAAAGCCUUUACAUUCAAGUCACAGCUCAUUGUACAUCAGGGCGUUCACACUGGAGUAAAACCUUAUGGAUGCGGUCAGUGUGAAAAAGCCUUUAGUUUGAAGUCACAGCUCAUUGUACACCAGAGAAGUCAUACAGGAGUAAAACCGUAUGGAUGCAGUGAGUGUGGGAAGGCCUUCAGGAGCAAAUCGUACCUUAUUAUACACAUAAGAACUCAUACGGGAGAGAAACCGCACGAAUGCAGUGAAUGCGGGAAAUCCUUUAGUUUCAAUUCGCAACUCAUUGUACAUCAGAGAAUUCACACCGGUGAAAAUCCCUAUGAGUGCAGUGAGUGUGGGAAAGCUUUUAAUAGGAAAGAUCAGCUUAUUUCACAUCAGCGAACUCAUGCUGGGGAAAAACCUUACAGGUGCAGUGAAUGUGGGAAAGCCUUCAGCAGCAAGUCAUACCUCAUAAUACACAUGAGAACCCAUUCAGGGGAGAAACCGUACGAAUGCAACGAAUGUGGGAAAGCCUUUAUUUGGAAGUCACUGCUCAUUGUGCAUGAGCGAACUCAUGCAGGGGAAAAUCUUUGUAAAUGUGGUCAGUGUGAGAAAUCCUUCAGUGGGAAAUUACAGCUCUUUGUACACCAGAGAAUGCACACAAGGGAGAAACCCUACGAAUGCAGUGAAUGUGGAAAAGCCUUCAUUAGGAAAUCUCAGCUCAUUGUACACCAGAGAACGCAUUCGGGAGAGAGACCCUACGGAUGUAAUGAAUGUGGAAAAACCUUUUCUCAGAAAUCAAUUCUCAGUGCACAUCGGAGGACACAUACCGGAGAGAAACCUUGUAAAUGUCCUGACUGUGGGAAAGCCUUUUGUUGGAAGUCACAGCUCAUUAUGCAUCAGAGAAUUCAUGUAGAUGACAAGCACGUUGAUGAGUUAAAUGUGUGAAACUUUUAAAAGUCGAUUUCCAGAAGUUACCAACAAAAUCAUAUGGAAGAGAAACUCUGUCAAUAGAAAUGUCUUAUCCUCUAGAAAACUCAUAGCAAACAGAAACUUUGUGAAUAUGCAGCAUAGGCAAAGGCAUGCACAGAAAGCUGUUCUUUACAUGCAGAAAGAUAUGGUAAAAUGUACAUGGGAAUCGUGUGAAUUCAGCAAACCCUUUGAAAAUUUUCAGCAUCAACUCAUACCCUUUUAAACAGUUUAUACAGGUGAAGAACCAUAGAAAUGAAAUAGAUGUUGCAAAGUCUUUAAUAUACGGUCACUUUCACAAAGAGGAAACUUCAUGGAGCAAAUGGAAAUAGAAUAGAC
Molecule: messenger RNA, 4184 nt
Organism: Propithecus coquereli (Coquerel's sifaka)
Lineage: Eukaryota; Metazoa; Chordata; Mammalia; Primates; Indriidae
Gene: ZNF268
Product: zinc finger protein 268
Exons: 4
Coding region: 921-3824 (967 amino acids)
Biological process (GO): regulation of transcription by RNA polymerase II
Molecular function (GO): RNA polymerase II cis-regulatory region sequence-specific DNA binding; DNA-binding transcription factor activity, RNA polymerase II-specific
Source: RefSeq, a predicted model, not a curated record